Molecule: messenger RNA, 1635 nt
Organism: Cladophialophora yegresii CBS 114405
Lineage: Eukaryota; Fungi; Ascomycota; Eurotiomycetes; Chaetothyriales; Herpotrichiellaceae
Exons: 1
Coding region: 1-1635 (544 amino acids)
Source: RefSeq, a predicted model, not a curated record
AUGGCAUUCCAACAACAAUCCGCGGCUCCACGACCAAUCGCCAUCAACGCAAACCGGUCGCAAGAUUCAGCAUCGCAGACACAUCUACAACCAACACCUAUCUCGGAAUCACAAGAAUGGGUGCUUUUCUCCCCCAGCACCGCAGAGUCGACUAUCACCAGGACACAGACAGGUCAAACAGCAGGACUAUCAAGAGCAAGUGACAUUUCCCUGAAUACCGCUGGACGGUCAGGCAGAGUCGAAUCGUCCGCCUUCGAUGAAGAUGUGACGGAAGACGGCGAGCUAGACAGUCUCGACGACGGACUGCAUGCAUUCAGAGAAUCUCCCCUGUACCCCACCAUCUCCAACCAGACUCAGGGUCCUGUCUUACCAGCUCAUGAUGGCCUCGGAUCCUUCCAGGCCUCAAGCCCACCGGUUCUUGAACAAUUAUGGCAGCACGAAGCAUACAACCCGAAACGAAAGCAUGACGGACAUCAUCGCCGGCCAUCAAGCGUGCAGAGGAGGCUGGAUACCAUCGACGAGAUUGAAGCCCAGGCUAGCGAAGAAAAGCGAAUGCGAAUAGAGAAAUGGCGGAUUGAACAGAGUCAAGCGUUGAUGGACGAAGUGGAACGAGAGACUCGCAGACGGCUGAGGCGAGGCUCGCGUCAGUCCAUGUACCAAGACACGCUUGCCUCUGUCAAUGAGGACGUGCUUGGGACAACACCGAAGCAGAGCGAUUAUAUGGCGCAACCAGGUGAACAGUCAGAGGAGGCCGAACCAUUCUGGCGUCGCAUUACGAGAAGGUUUAUCCGCGAUGUUAUCGGCAUUGACGAGCCACUUCUGUCGGUCAUCUUUGGGGAAUCCUUGCCAGAGGAGGCACUCGAGCAGAGACCAUCGUCCAGCAAUCCCCUAUCCGCGAUUCCUGAGCAGACGCUUGUGGUUCCUAAUGUCGAAGAUUCGACUUGGAGGGACAAGCUGCUCCAGCGCAUUGCUCGUGAGUUGGGAGUGUUCGUGCACCAACUAUCGCCACAUCCAGGAGCUUUCGCCACCUACUCCCGAAGUCCUGAUUAUGCAGGCAUGCCGGUGCUGGUGGCCCACGCCAAGCGACAGAACUCUGUGCCGUCCGCAGUGGAGGCCCGGGUCCACGGUACUGUUUCAUCAGCAAUGACACCCAACUUCCCACCAACAGUCCGAGACCCAGCGCAUGCUGAAAGCUGGGGCUUUGAGGAAGACGCGUCCUCCGCGACCUCGCCACUGAAUUCUUCAAGAAGUCUGCAGCGGGAGCGAGAAUAUUGGGAACGGGAGCUUGACCUGAAGAUGGUUUUCCGAUAUCUAAGAGAUAGGUUCGUGAGCAGAUCCUCGACACAAUCCCCUCAAGCCUCGAGACAGCCACUUGAAGACGCAGCUACUCGAACUGCGAUCAUACGACAAAAUCAUCCUCUCAUUGCUCGAACACAACGAUCUCCCGUACGGGUCCGGAGGGAGUCGAGGACGAGUAGCAAGAGACCUACAAGCAGCUGUGCCAGCGAGAGUGUGCGCAGCAGCCGGAAAGCCUCACUGGUGAUGAGCGGUUCGAGUCGAAACUAUUGGGACAUUGGAGGCAGUGUAGGAAGUGGCAGCAUUCUGGCGAGCGGCGGAGCUUGGGGAGAAGUGUAG